Chlorella variabilis is the source of this 675-nucleotide messenger RNA. RefSeq lists its product as hypothetical. The transcript has 6 exons. The coding region runs from base 1 to 675 and encodes 224 amino acids. Gene Ontology annotation, cellular component: chloroplast membrane. Lineage: Eukaryota; Viridiplantae; Chlorophyta; Trebouxiophyceae; Chlorellales; Chlorellaceae. The record is from RefSeq and is a predicted model, not a curated record.
AUGGCUGGAGCUGGGCAGGACCCGUAUGAGGUGUUGGGCAUCCCCUCGAAUGCCGAUUACAAUGCCAUCCAGCGGGCUUACAAGAAGAGGGUGAGCGAAGUCAAGGGGCGGGAUGAGGCGGCGCUGCAGCAGAUCGAAGCGGCGCACUCGGCCAUCAUGAUGGCCCAGCUCACGUCGCGGCUCAAGGGAAACGUGUCUGUGGAGAAGGAUGUGCUCUACGCCGACCGCGCCAAGUACUUCCCCUGGCGCCCCCGGCUGUGGAUGGCCGCCUACGACAUCCUGCUGUACAGCGCGCUGGCACAGGCGCUGAUGCUGGCCUGGGCGCUGCUGUCGCCGCUCACCGCCGGCACGCAGCCCGUCAUCUGGUCCGCCAUUGCCGGCGCCGUGGGCAACAUCAUCAAGCAGAACCGCCUGUACCCGGUGCCCAAGGGAGGCCCGGACAGCCCGCCUGAUGAGAAGAAGCAGGGCGGCAAGAACAUCAUGCGCGGCUUCCUGCUGGCCUUCAUGGCCACCUUCAGCGGCUGCCUGCUCUUCUACACGCUGCCCGACGCCAUCGCCGCCUCGAUGGGCCGCGUGAUGCCCGCCGCCUUCUACGAGGGGCAGGCACUGCAGACCAUGCUGCUGGCGAUUGGCUCCUGCAUACUGAACUGGCUGUUUACGGCUUUCACAAGGUAG